Arvicanthis niloticus (Nile rat) is the source of this 3501-nucleotide messenger RNA. The record is from RefSeq and is a predicted model, not a curated record. NCBI's taxonomy places the organism in Eukaryota, Metazoa, Chordata, Mammalia, Rodentia, Muridae.
UGAAGGCUGCAUGGUGGUUUCAGAAACGGCCUACUUAAUUCCAAAAGAACAAUGGUAGGAAAGGCUAGGUCUUCCAAUUUUACCUUAUCUGAAAAGCUUGAUUUGCUAAACCUUGUGAAGCCAUAUGUGAAAAUUCUCGAAGAGCACACUAAUAAGAAUUCAGUAAUAGUGGAGAAGAAUAGAUGCUGGGAUGUCAUAGCAGUUAACUAUAAUGCAAUUGGAGUAGACCGCCCUCCUCGCACAGCUCAGGGCCUACGCAGCCUUUACAAAAGGCUCAAAGAAUAUGCCAAACAGGAGCUGUUGCAGCAAAGGGAGGCCCAGGCAGAGUUUAAAAGCAAUAUCUCGGAGCCAACCAAGAAAGUUAUGGAGAUGAUUCCCCAGAUUUCCAGCUUUUGCCUGAUAAGAGACAGGAACCACAUACAAAGUGCAAACUUGGAUGAGGCUGCCCAAGCUGGGACCAGUUCACUGCAGGCAAUGGUGGACCACCAUCCUGCUGCUAUCACUGUAGAGGUGAAGCAAGAAGAGGACAUUAAGCCAUCUCCUCCCCUGGUUUCAAAUCCUCAACUCAGUGAUACUUUAGAGCAAAGAGAAGAGCAGGAAUUAAUGCAUGUUGUGGAAGGAUCCAUGUCUCCAUCUCUCUCUUCUGUUGAUAUGAGAAUGACGUCAUCUCCAUCUUCCAUCCCGAGGAGAGAUGAUAUUUUUCAUCAGGAAAGUGGAGAGCACUUUAGGUCUCUGCUAAGAUGUGACCCUCAGGUCCUGCAAAUGUUAAAAGAGGAACAUCAGAUAAUUUUAGAAAAUCAAAAGAAUUUCGGAUUGUAUGUUCAGGAGAAGAGGGAUGGAUUAAAAAGAAGGCAGCGGCUGGAGGAGGAGCUGCUGAGAGCAAGGAUUGAAGUAGAGAAGCUGAAAGCAACUCGCUUACGGCAUGUUCACUCGGCCUCUGAAGAAAUCUUAGAGUCCAAGGCCCAAGAAGAGGAAGCUAGCAGCUUGUAUAAAUAUUUCAGUGUUGUUUGGUGUAAAGCUUCCAAGAAAAAACACAAAACAUGGGAAGGCGAUGCUAUUCUUAUUGUAAAAGGAAGGUCCUUCACAUUGAAAGAUUUGGAAGGAAAAGAUAUUGGAAGAGGCAUUGGAUAUAGAUUCAAGGAACUUGAAAAUGUAGAAGAAGGGCAAACACUGGUGAUUGGCGGGAAAGAGAUAGAGAUCCUGGGCACAGUCUCUUCUGAGGACUUCAGCAGUGGCAAGUGUUUUCAGCAUGGAAGUGGAAGUUCUGCCGUCCCCAGUGCUCAGGCUGCCAGGAAGUACUUUUCUAACCCUUUCAAAAGUGUGUGUCCGUCAACCCAAGCAAAGGGAAAUAGAGGGAAUGACUGGCAAAACUGCAAACCACGCCAUGACCCGAACACACCAAAUGCCCUGGUUAUGCCACAACCAGACAAGAGUCACCAGCGGGUGUUUAAUAGGAACAGCUUUCCUAUUGUGGAUGUGGUGAUAGACCCUCAUCUUGUACGUCACCUCAGACCACAUCAGAAAGACGGAAUCAUCUUCCUCUAUGAGUGUGUGAUGGGAAUGAGAACAAUUGGCAAAUGUGGUGCUAUUCUUGCUGAUGAAAUGGGUUUAGGAAAAACAUUGCAGUGUAUUUCGCUCAUCUGGACCCUACAGUGUCAGGGACCCUAUGGAGGCAAGCCAGUAAUAAAGAAGACACUUAUUGUUACCCCUGGAAGCUUGGUGAAGAAUUGGAGAAAAGAAUUUCAAAAAUGGCUGGGAAGUGAAAGGAUCAAGAUAUUCACUGUUGAUCAGGACCAUAAAGUCGAGGAGUUUAUCAAUUCUACAUUUCAUUCUGUCCUUAUCAUCAGUUAUGAAAUGUUACUUCGUUCCCUAGAUCAAAUUAAGACCAUAACAUUUGGCCUUCUGAUCUGUGAUGAGGGGCACCGUUUGAAGAACAGUAGUAUCAAGACAACGGCAGCCCUUUCUAGCCUCUCUUGUGAGAAGAGAGUAAUUCUCACUGGUACCCCAGUUCAGAAUGAUUUGCAAGAGUUUUUUGCAUUAGUUGAUUUUGUUAAUCCAGGAAUAUUAGGGUCUCUGUCGUCUUAUAGGAAAAUAUAUGAAGAACCCAUCAUUGUGUCAAGAGAGCCUUCUUCUUCUGAGGAAGAAAGGGAGUUAGGGGAGAGAAGAGCAGCUGAGCUCACACGCCUCACUGGACGUUUCAUCCUUAGAAGAACUCAGGAAGUCAUCAAUAAAUAUCUCCCCCCUAAGGUAGAGAAUGUAGUCUUUUGCCGACCAGGAGCAUUGCAGAUUGAACUUUACCGAAAGCUCCUCAGUUCUCAGUCUGUCAGGUUCUGUCUGCAAGGACUACUGGAAAAUAGCGCUCACCUCAUCUGCAUCGGAGCCCUAAAGAAGCUGUGCAAUCACCCUUGCCUCUUGUUCAGCUCUGUGAAGGGUAAAGAAUUUAGCUCAAGUUGUGAAGAAAAUGAAGAAAGGAAUCUAUGCCAAGGCUUGCUGACGGUGUUCCCUGCUGGCUACAACCCUCUGCAGUUCUCUGAGAAUGAGUCAGGAAAACUGCAGGUGUUAGGGAAGCUCCUGGCAGUGAUCCGUGAACUCCGUCCCACUGAAAAAGUGAUUUUGGUAUCCAACUACAGACAAACCUUGAAUAUCUUAGAAGAAGUUUGCAAGCGUCACGGAUAUGCUUGUGCAAGACUUGAUGGCCAGACACCAGUCUCUCAAAGGCAGCAAAUUGUUGAUAGUUUCAAUAGUACAUACUCUACUGAUUUUGUUUUUUUAUUAAGUUCAAAAGCUGGUGGUGUGGGACUUAAUCUUAUUGGAGGAUCUCACUUAAUUCUCUAUGAUAUCGAUUGGAACCCAGCUACUGACAUCCAGGCUAUGUCUAGAGUAUGGAGAGAUGGUCAGAAACAUCCUGUGCAUAUUUACAGACUCCUGACUACAGGGACAAUAGAGGAAAAGAUAUAUCAAAGGCAGAUCAGUAAGCAGGGCCUUUCUGGGGCCGUCGUAGACCUAACCAGAUCAUCUGAACACAUCCAGUUUUCAGUGGAAGAGCUUAAAAACUUGUUCACAUUACACGAAAAUUCACAGUGUGUUACCCAUGACCUGCUUGACUGUGAGUGCACAGGGGGAGAAGAUCACACCGAUGAUGCGCUGGAAGGCCCUGUCACCUCUAGACAGUGUCAGCUCGGCCCUCAGAAGUCUAACUCCUUGAGACCUCUGUCCAUGUCACAGCUGAAGCAAUGGAAACAUUUUUCUGGAGACCAUUUAAAUCUUCCAGACCCAUUUCUUGAAAGAAUAAGAGAAAAUGUGUCGUUCUUUUUCCAGAAUAUAACCAACCAAGCUCCUGCAAUCUAAUGAAGGACUACUUCUAACAUUCCUUUGUUCCCCUUAAAAUUAAUAUAGGAAUUAAAUGUAAUUUUGAAAAAUGAACAAAAUUAUUUAAAUUAUGAUAGUGAACUUUGUUUCACAAUAUGCCUAUUUAAAUAUAAUAAAAGCUGAGUUGUUUGC